AUGUAUACCAACGCACUUGUCGAUCUCAUUCACGAGGUGCAAGGCCAGCUCUGGGUCGACAAGGUGAACGAAACCUACAGAGCAGGUCAUCUCUGCCGCUGGGUGUCGAGUUUUCAUCCCGAACAGCUUCCCUGUCAACUGGAUGGCACCUUUCACCAUGGCGCGUACAAUGCCGGCAUCAAGAUGGUCUUCGGUGACGGCACUGCCUGGAUGGUCCGUUUCCCUCGAGUAGGAAAGGUCUGCGACGACUUCAUCGACGAGAAGGUUGCCAUGGAGGUUACGGCGCUGAAUCUCUACCACAAUAGCACUACGAUCCCGGUGCCGAAAGUUCACGCGUGGGGGCCCGCUACCAGCAACCCGCUCGGUCUCGGCCCGUUCAUCAUCAUGGACUUCAUUCACGGCGUGAGCCUUAGCCACCUUCUCCAAGCCCCUAACGCCUUGUGCCCCACCAGAGUGAUGCGGGAGGACAUUAGCGAUCGUGACCUCGAGAUCAUCUAUAGGCAACUGGCGAAUUUCAUGCUCCAGCUUUUCGAACUCGAUUUUUUUGACCAGAUAGGCAGUCUGCCGUCGCCGCAGGCUGACACCCAAAGUCCUACACUGCUACGACCGCUAACCUUCAAGGCACAUAGUAUUCUGCAAAGUGGAGGGGUCAACACGUUCGGCGACCGAACCCAGUGGUUAUCGACAACGACGGAGUAUUUUCAAUACGUCGCCGACCAAGACUGGGAACAGCUCAUCCGCCAGCCAAACUCAACUGUUGGCUUCUACGAUGCGAAAAACAAAUACCUAGCGUUCGAGGUUCUACGAGCACUGAUACCUGACUUGGUCAAUGCGAAGUAUGACCGCUGCAAAUUUCAGCUGAUUUGCGACGAUCUUGGUCUGGCGAAUCUGAUCGUCCGUGGCAGUAAAGACUUGACUGUUGUCGGUGUAAUCGACCUCGAGUGGUCGUACAUUGGACACGCGCAGCUGUUCGACUCGGCGCCGUGGUGGCUUCUCCAAGACAGGCCCGUCAACAGCUCAUGGGAUUUCACCGGUGACGAGCCGCCCGAAAUUGCCGCCCGCUACUUCAGAUGCCUAGACAUCUUUAUAGACGUAUUGGAGGAGGAGGAAGCGAAAAUGCUAGGGCAUGAUGAGCGAGAGCUUUCCAGUCUGGUAAAGUGGUCGCGCGCCUCUGGGGCCAUGUGGCUGCACAUGCUCCUCUCUUCUGGUUUCAAUGACCAUCGCUCAUUCCCUUUCACCCAACUGCGCCGCCAUCUAGGACCCACGGAAUGGGCGAGGCGCGAGAGAGACUCCGACAACGCGGAAGAGCUCGAGGCCUUCGCGACCCGGAAGGUGCGGGAUCUAGACCAGUAUGAUGAAGCCUUGGAGGCCAUGGAGAAGAGCAAGGCACUCGUCGACGACGGUAGAAUGACAAGGCACGAGUUCCUGAGCCACGGAUCUUCUCGUCCGGUGAACAGCAACCCAUAA
This is a messenger RNA of Aspergillus brunneoviolaceus CBS 621.78, 1467 nucleotides long. RefSeq names its product phosphotransferase enzyme family protein. NCBI's taxonomy places the organism in Eukaryota, Fungi, Ascomycota, Eurotiomycetes, Eurotiales, Aspergillaceae. Bases 1 to 1467 code for a protein of 488 amino acids. The record is from RefSeq and is a predicted model, not a curated record. The transcript is spliced from 2 exons.